AUGGAAUUUGAGAUUACUAUUGCCAACUGCAUUAGUUGUGACAAACUUGAUAAUGAUGAUAUAGAGAAAAUUUCAACCCUUCUUACUAAAAAACAAAUAUCAGUUGAAGAUCUUAUUGUUUCUUUGGAAGCUGAGCUUGUUUCUCCGAUAGUAUCCCAAAAAAAGAGAGGAAUAGAAAUUAUUGAACAAGUAUUAUGGAACUACCUUCCAAACGAAGAUUUUACUGCAAUACAUAUUAAAUUAAUAUGCUGUUUUGUAUUGAAUUAUAUUUCUGAUUGGGCAUGUGUAGACAGUGUAAUUGGGAUUUUUAAAUGUAUUUUUAGCUCUCAAGAUUUUAAUUUGCUUAAAAAUAUAAAAAUUGAUAUACGUGACGACGAAAAUAUCAAGGAUGAAUACUGUUUUAAUCCAAUAAUCAAGUUAAACAACGAAUUUGAUGCUGAGUCAUCAGAUCUUGGGCCAGGAAAAAUAAUUAAUGAAGGGGGUUACUUUAAAAGCUAUACAGAAAUUUGUUCGUAUCAUAAGUUUAUUAACCAUUUUAACAUUGAGGAUGUACAAAAUGAUGAUGAACUUUAUAAAAUGAGUAUUGUUUUCUAUUUAAUUACUCAGGCUCUUUACAGAAUAUCAACCAGACAGCUAAUUUAUUCUUCUAGAAUAAAGAUCAUUGAUUUUUUUCUUUUUAUUUUUAGCGAAAAAAAAUACUAUAGUGAAUUAAUUAGGCUUGGACCAGGAAUCGUUCCUAUUGUUAUUCAACACAUCGAAAACGAAAAAGAUCCAAGAGUACUUAUUAAGGCAUUUCCAUUAAUCCAAUAUAUGAUUGAAAAUUUUCAAGAAAUUAUUUCUCUAUAUGAUAACCAACAUAUUAAGAAUUCACUUACAGAUUCGCAAAAUAAAUCUAAACAAGAGUAUGAUACUUAUCAGCUUUAUACUGGCCGGAUUCCGAAAUUAUCGGAUGAAGAAAAAAAACGCCUUGAAUUAAUAUAUAGUUCAAAUAAUUUGGAAGAAAAUGAGGAAACUUGCGAAGAGAGUAGUGGUGAUCUAUUUUAUGGAAGUGAUAAUGGAAUUCUUUCUAAUUUAAUUUCUGAAGUGUUAUUUUCCUAUUUCCCACUUCAAUUCCAAUCAUCAUCUAACCAACUACCUCGUACUGGUAUAAUCUCUCCAAAAGAUUUGAAAGAAGCUUAUUUUUCUGUCAUAACUUGUUCAUAUCUUACACAAGAUUCUUUGAUUCAAGCAAUUACUGAAUAUAUUGAUACUCAAGGUUUGUUGGAGAAUAUCAUAAAUUACGAUAAUUCACACUUUGAGGAUGAAAAAGAACUGGAAAAAUACUUGGAUUCUGAUAAAAUAAACAGCGAAAUCUUAAACAAACCAAUCCAUUUAAGACAAGCUGAUCAAGAUAUUCUAAUUGAGUCACUUACUCUCUUAGGCAUGAUAAAAUAUGACUUAAAUCCUGAAAUUAUUAAUAAAUAUAUCUCAAAUGUUUUUCUUUUAAUUAACGAGCUUCUUAAAAAUACUGUUGUUUCCACAGAAGCAACAUACAAAUUAUUAUUAAACAUUUUCUUUAUCUUAAUUAAUAUUGAGCUUAAAUUUAAAAACGGCCAGAAAAUAGUGAAUACAGCAAUUAAUCAAUUUAUUAUCCCAAAGUUAUUACUAAAACUUAAUUCAGAACAACAAUUGGAUUUGUUUGCCUUCAACAUUCUUGAUAUGUUUAUUUUAACAAACAACCAAGCAGUUAUUGAAAAUAUUAAGAAUAAUUUCAUGUUAAUUGAUAUUUUUAAGAAUAACUUUUUGGAAAGAAUUCAUAUUAAUUCCAAACUUCUAAUUACUCUAUACAUACUAACUGAUUACUACAACAAUAAUGAGAACUUUCAAAUAUCAGAUAUCAAUCAAAGUAUUGACGAAGAAAUAACUGAUCAAAAACCUGACUCUAAAGAUUCUAAGGAAACCGAUAAUUAUGAUAUUGAUUGCUUUAAUUUAAGAGUUAAUGUGUUUAUUGAAAAAGUAGAAAGUGAAGAAAAAUUCAAAGAAAAUGUUAACCUGGAAAAUUUAGAAUUACCUAAACUUUGCUUGUUCCUGAUACUUAAGUAUAUUUUAAAUGAUUACAAACAAUUAAUAAAUAAAUUCUUUCAAGCCCUUGACUUUCAUUGGUAUAACUUUAAUCAAAGAACUGAAGUUGAAAAGAAUUACAUAACUGGAAUUAGCGCUUUUUUGUUAACAAAUAACUCAGAAUCUAGAGCACACUGGUUUAGUUAUUUAGAUUCAAAUUAUCCAGUUAUUAGUGAAGAAGACAAUUUUUCAAUAUUUCAAAAUUCGAAUUCAACAAUAGAAAAUUUAAUUUACACUAUAGUAAAGGAGGAGGAAGUUCCUUUAGAUAUGGUAACUAUCUUUAUCAAUAAGAUGAUCAAUAUUUCAAUUUUUGAUUCAAUUUCUGAAAAAAUGUCAUUGGAUAAAUGGUCAUUAGUUAAUUAUAAGUUAUCAAAUGUUAAUAAAAUUUUGAACUCAAAAAAGUGGAAUAACAUUUACUUUGUGAACAAUUUCUCCAUUAAAUGUGAUCAUUGGUUGGGAACUUUAAUUGAUUCAAUUUCCAGUAUUACUGACUACAAGCUAAUUCUUGAAAACAAAAAUCUGUUUUACGAAGUAUCUAAAGGUUUUGGAGUUUUGACAUAUAGAUUGUUCAAACAUGUAUUUGAAUCAAAUAAUCAAAAUGAAGAAAUUAUGGUAUAUAAAGAUGAAAUGUUUGAAGAAAUUAAGUCAAAAUUGGAUAAAACUGUGAAUUGCUGGUUAGUUUUUGUUUUUAUUAAUGAAAUAUUAAUUCAAAUACUAUCUAAUCACGUAAUUAAUGAUUUAUUAUUAAAAAGGCUUACAAGAAUUUUAAGUGAUUGGUUAAAUAAAAAAAUGGAUAAUUAUGAUGCAUGUUCAUUUAAUUCUGAGGAAACUUACAGAUUAAUUAAUUUAGAAGUUGAAAAAUUGGUAAUUAAUUUAUUAGUCCUUACAAAAGAAGGGAAAAACAAAAUAGAUUCACAAAGCAUUGAAAAUAAGGAAAAUAAUAAAUUGUUUAAUUAUAAAGGAAAAAAUAAAAUAAUAUAUAAUAAAACUUUGAGAUAUUAUUUAUUUAAUGAGAUCGGCAAUUUUGAGAAUAAUUAUACUGAAUUAAAAAGGUUAUGUGAUAAAAUUUUACAAGAUUAUUGUGAUUCAAAUAUAAUUAAGAAUGAAAGUAAAAUUGAAAGCUUAUAUUCCGAUUUAUUUUCAAUGAUAUAUGUUACUGGUAGUGAUCUAAAUUUAUUAAAAAACCCAAAUUCAAAUGAUUUUUCAAUAUCAAUUGGAAAAUUUAAAUAUUUCUUUAGUAGAAGUAAUGAAAGUAAUAAUAGGGCUGAGAAUGAAUUCCAAUUAAAUUCAAGUCAAAAUAUUUACAGCAAAAUAAUUUCAAUCAUUAUGAACUGUAAUAAUAACAACACAGGAAAAUACUUAUUCGAAUUGACUAAGCUUAAAAUAGACGACUUCACUUGUGGAGGAAAUAUUCAAAAUUCGUUUUUACAAGUAAACUAUACAAAUAAAGAGAUUAAGUCAACUGAUUUAAGUAAAAAUGCACCAUUGGAUAAUAUCGAGGAGUUAUGGCCGGAAGUCAUACCUCUAACGGAUAAUUGUUACAAUCAAGUAAAUUUAAAUAAUCCAGAUAAUCAAGAAAAGGUAUUAAGAGUCAAUCAGAUAAUAACGGAAUCAUUUGCAGAUAUUUAUCCUUUAAAUCCAUAUAUUGACAGAGAUUCAUAUAAUUACCCUUUGAUACUAGUUCCAGUUAUUUCAAGUAUGAAUAAUUUGAAUAUUAAAAACAUUAUCAAUAGUUUUUCUUCAAAUUCUAUCCAUUUGAUAUUGAUGUUAAGUCUAAUUGAAUGCACAAACUUUGAUAAGUAUGAACCAGUAAAGUUGGAAAAUCCUAAUUUAGUUAAAUAUUUAACAGAACAAACUAAAAAAGAAGAGUCUAUUAUAGAUUUGGAAAAUCAUAUUAAAGAAAUUAAGAAACUUUUAAUGUGUAAAAAGCUUUCAAAAGAAAGUGGAAUUUGGAAUAAAUCAAUGCAUGAAUUACAAAUUCACAAUUUGCAAUCAUUAUCUAUAUUAAUAAGAAUCUUACAUUACUCAAGAGAGAACAAGCUAAUGAUUUACGAAAAGAGAAAUCAAAAUAAGCACUCUCUGGAUUUUGUAUUAGACAACAUUUGCGUAUAUUCUAUUUUGGUAUCAAAUAUAUUGGAAAAUCACCCCAACACUUUGGUUAGAUUUGUAUGCAAUUUAAUAAUUUCUCAAAUAUUCAAGUUCCCAACUGUUUUCAGAACAAAUAUAAAAGACUAUAUCGUGAAGUCAUUAACAAAUUCAUCAAAUAAAGAUAACAACAAAGGUUUAAGAAAAAUGUCGUCUAUUUUAAAAUUAAAAAUUUUAACACUAAAUGAUCAUAUUUACUAG
Cryptosporidium ubiquitum is the source of this 4446-nucleotide messenger RNA. RefSeq lists its product as uncharacterized. The coding region runs from base 1 to 4446 and encodes 1481 amino acids. The transcript has a single exon. Lineage: Eukaryota; Apicomplexa; Conoidasida; Eucoccidiorida; Cryptosporidiidae. The record is from RefSeq and is a predicted model, not a curated record.